UGUACUGGGGUAUGGGUAGUGCAGCGCAUGCCUGUGGUGUAUUUUAGCUGUCGUGUGUCGUGCUUUUGACUUCGACUUCCUGACUCGUAAAGAGUCGUAUGAAUCGUUGUAGCUAGCGAGUACGACUAGUCGACUGCAAGUACAAUCAUGACAUCCAUGGCCGCUACGGACGGUGCUGGUUCUGGCUAGCCAGCUAGCGCUUGCAGAGAAAAUACUACACGAUGUUCGACGACGAUGGUGAAAUCGUGUCCGAUCCGCCGUGAUGAUUCCGCUGAAUCCGAAGCCCGCCGCAGCAGUCUGUAGUGUAUGUAGUGACAAGAUAUCAACUGUAUCUACAAUAAUUCUACAUCUUACUCAGUCAUAGUACAUGAUUGGACAAAAUGACCAUGAUGUAGAGCCUGCGUUGCGCUGAGAGGGCAUAUCCGCUCCUUUCGGAAGUCAGUUCUCCAGAUCGAAGAGGUAGACGUCGCGAAGGUUACUGGUUGAAAAAGAGAGCGUAACGCACUGCACUGGUCAGUGGUAUGUGCAUGCCAUGUGAGCGCUGUGCUGAGUAGAUCUACGAGUGCUGACCGGUCAGUCAGUGUUACAUCGUGGUGUAGGCACAAGGCUAGUUCAGUAGUUGUGAUGUUGAUUGACCUGCCGUCAGUGUAUGUGUGAUGUUUCUGCCGGUUUAGAUGACUUGAGACUUGUGUCGUCGAGGAGUGCUCCAACUUUCAGUCCUCCACAGCCUCACUGACCGUCUCACUCUACUCUCUUUCCUUUCCUACAACGACUAGAAAUUUGUAGUUGAUUUCUGAUUUGGUGUUGUAGACUGUGGAGUGGCGGUACGUACAGUGGCGCUCUAAAGGGCCGUGCAAACGUCGACCUGGCUCCACUGCGAAGCGAUCCUCUACUGCUGCUGUAGUGCUGGUCGAUGGGACGCUGCAGCGAAGCAUCUGGAAAAAAACUGCUCCACAGUGGCACAACAUCACAUGGCAAUAAGGAUAAUAGCAGUUAGUUGCUGUGGAUGUCGCUACGCUAACGGCUGCUGGAUUAGGGCACCUGCAAUAUAAGGUGCCGAGUCUCGCUGACCUGUUACGACCCAAAACAGUUCCUGUUGAAGGAUUCACUCACUGUGUCUACUUGGCUGUGGAUUAUCGAUUGCAGCACUGCCCCGGCCUCGGUCAGCUCAGAAACACGCUUAGGCAUCUUAGAGCAGCUGACAAGAACAGAGCUGAACAAUAUCAGCAUGAAGCAUUACGACACGGGAAGUCAACUGUCGUCGGUCGACGAAGACGACAACUCGUCAUCGUUGCCGUUGCCCCUGACAACAGGCACUAGCGACGCGGCGGCUGUGCGUGGCGAUACCCAGGCACAACUGAACACAGCCGUAGCGGCUGCAGGCCUGCACCCGCUGCCACGGCGCUAUUCGCCGACGCCGAAAUACCAGACGUCAACGUCACAGCCUGGUAUCACGUGCUCAUCGUCGGUUCCAGGCGAGAUCCCCAGUGGCAGUGGACCAAUGGCAUCAGCAUGCACACCUCAGCAGCAGCAACCUAGUGUUGCGGACCCAGGUGCUCAGGAGCCAUACAGGCCUGGCAUCACGUUGUCCUCAUCUCUAGGCGAGAGUCCCAAUGGCAGUGGGCAAAUGACGUCAACAUUCACACAUCAGCAGCAGCAGCCUGGUGUUGCGGAGCGAGGCGCUCUGGAACCAUACAGGCCUGGCGAUAGUGCUGUGGAGCGUCCGUUGAGCGUCUCUCCCGACUCUGCCGCCAUUCUCUUGGCUCAGCGACAACAACAACUACAACGUCAGCGCGGUGGCGACGGCAGCAGUGGAAGUGGUGGGACUACACUGAAGCAUCGCGCCAGUCUUCCGGUGUCCUCACUGGCUGCCCCUAGCUUUGCGCAGUUCCGACGUCGCACCAGCGUGCAGCCCGACAUGGCAGCGGCACAUCCGCACACGCUGGGCAGUGGUGGCGGUCUGCUUGCAAAGUUCCACCGCAGUUCCACGGUGGAAACGAGCAAAGUGGAACGCGAUGAGACAGACUCGCAGGAGGUCGUGAACCAGUACAGAAUCUUACGGGAACUUGGAAAGGGUGCGUAUGGUGUCGUCUAUGAAGCCCAGGCAACAGUCAGCGGAGAGAAAUACGCUAUAAAGACCCUGUCCAAGGCGAGGCUGACGAAGAUAUCGCGGAAGAAACAGUUCUCAACACGUCCACGUGGGCCGCCAAACAGGUGCAAGUCAGGUGCACCAGUACCAAUCGCACCUGAUCCACUACUUCAAGUCAAACGCGAGAUUGCGAUUCUGAAAAGUCUCGACCACCCGAAUAUUAUCAAUCUGCACGAGGUGAUAGAUGAUCAGAAUGAGGAUCAGUUGUACAUGGUAUUUGAGUUGAUGUCGUCCGGAUGUGUGAUGGACGAUGAACUGGACGACAAACUGGAUGAGGUGACGUCGCGCAGUUACUUCAUUGACUUGAUGCUAGGUGUAGAAUACUUACACGCUCAGAACAUUGCACACCGCGACAUCAAGCCACAAAACCUGCUGCUGGACGACACGCGCCAGCACAUCAAAAUAACAGACUUUGGCGUAUCAGAGUGGUUUGAUGACGCCGAGGGCAGCAAAACCAGUGCUGCUGGUGAAGGGUCUCCAGCCUUCAUGGCUCCUGAGAUGUUCAGCAAGAGGGAGAGAGGUGUGAAGCUGGAGGUCGAUGCAAAGAAAGUGGACAUCUGGGCCAUGGGCGUCACACUCUUCUGCUUCCUCUUCGGCAAGCUACCGUUCCUGAGUGAAAGCAUCUUAGAAGUACAUCGUCUGAUUGUGGAAGAAGAACCGGACUAUCCUGCUGAAUGUUCUGAGGUCAGUAGCGAAGCGCGAGAGUUUCUCAGCCGGCUGCUUGAGAAGGAUCCUGCGAAGCGUAUCUCUCUGGCCGACAUGCGGAGUCAUCCCUGGAUGCAAGAGUUGGCACUGCCGACCGUGGAGGAGAACUGUGACGGAAUCAAUGACAUCACGGAGGACGAGAUAGCCGCCGCGUUCACCUCGCUGUCACUGGAAGACCUGCAGGUGCUCGUCGAUCUGGUGUACGAAUCCAGUCACAGUGCAGCUGCUGCUGUUGCUGCUGCCAAUACAUCGGCUGGUACUGCAACUCUUGAUGGUGCUGGUGCUGGCGGUGGUGGUGUUAGUUCGUGGCAAAUACCUGACAAUGAUACCGAUACAGCUUGUCAAUAUCUGGAGAGGAAUGGCGAAGGCAAUCAUACCACCACCACCAUUGACGGCGCGGCUACCAAGACCCAUCCAACCGCUGGUACAGACCUACACCAAGCCUCACUCUAUUCCGCCGCCAAACAACAGACGUACGCACCGCCAAACGCCGCGACUCUGCUCUCCGUACGCAGCCUCGUGUCCGAGUCCCUGGAUCUGCCGGACAUCUCCGAGGAACAAGAACAGAUCCUGGAGCGUCUUGCCAUGCCACGCCGUCCCUCGUUCACACCCUCACUCUGGACAAACUCGCGUCAGAGCUCGUGCUCACCAUCUAAGUCCGUAGGCGGCACGCCUCUCUCACGCGGCACCAGCCCCAGCGCGCUGAGCGAGGGUGCCGUACGAGUGUCGACGUCAUCCCGACGAUCUUCGCCCUGGCUGGUUGCCGCCGAUGAGGACAAGGGUAUGUCGGCGUCAGCAUCAUCACCAUCACCCGUUGCAGAUGCACGCGAUGGUGGCACGUGCAGGGAAGAGGUGUUGCAAGAUUCAGGUGGCCCAGAGUUUGUAGAUACCGUGCGGAGUGUAGCAUUACCAGUAGCAAUGGGGAAGGGAACAGCUGGUGAUGUCGCUACAGACAAUGUUGUCCAGGGUCACAACAAUGCUGAUGAUGAUCACGAUCACAAUGGUGUUAUCGGCGAACACACUCAGCCAGCAGCAGACAUAGACGUAACGCAUUCGCAUGCACCACCGACUACUCCACUCUCCUCUAGCGCGCGCCAUGACAACGACAGCGCAAUGUCCGUCGACAUUGAGCGUGUGAUCGGCGCAUGCCAGCGUCUCAGCACCAUCAUCAUUUCCACAUCGACGUCAUCGACCACGUCAUCAAUGGACAAUGACGAGGGCGAGGACAAUGUCAUGGGCUCGAGCUGCGGCAGCGGUGGCCGUCACGAGCCGAAUGUGGUGAUGUCAUUGGACAACAAGAAGGGUGAUGAGGAUGAUGUCAUGGGUUCCAGCAGCAGUUGCGGCGAUGGCCGUCAGGAGCCAAGGGUGGUGAUGCCGUCUGACGGUGUCGUGCUCCGACGGGAACGCUUGCGUCGCAGUGUUGGCAAUGCGGAAAUGGACUCCACAGAUGGUGGUGACGACAGCCAAGAACGCAUGCGAGUGCAGCAACAGCCCGAGCAGCAGCAUGGAGAGGGCGAAAACGAGUGCGUGUCCACGAGUGUUGCCACUGAACCGCUCAACAAUGCUGCUGCUGCUGUUGAUCAUGAUGAUGACGGCCUCCACACAGAGAGUCCCUUCUACUCCUGCAUGUCAUCUAGCACUGGUGACGUCAUCACAACGAGUAAUGAUACCCAUGUGACAAACACCGAUGACGUAAUCGCAACAUGCAGCACACGCAUUGUAGAGGCCCAGGAUGACGUCGUCUCGGCAGAGAGUAGCACUGCUCAUGUGGCGGACACUGAUGGCAGCUGCACUACACACAGUGCACACUCCGAGGACACAGAUGUGAUGACGGCAGUGACCAGUGGUCAUGUGACAUGCGCGGAGCAAUGCGACGAAGAUAUGCCGCCGCGUCCGCCAACCCCGACGGAAUUCCUCCACGAUGCCAACGGCGACGACGAGUGGACUGCCAUGGUGGAUAGCAAGCAUGAUGAACGCCGGGAGAGACAGCUACCUGUCGCGCCCGAUACAGUGGUGGACCGCUUCUUCCGCUGGAUGAGCGAACAGGCAGCAAGCAUGAUGUAAGGGAGGAAGAGCGACACACACACAACAGGCGGGCGAACGGAUGAAGCUACGAUGUCCCUGCAUGAGCAUGCAUACAGUCUGAUCUGUUAACCCCACCGUAGUGAACACUGCCGGACAUUGCUUGUGUCCUGAUCGUGAGAGUGUGGAAAAGUGUGUGCACACCGUCAACUCCACCUACCACAGCCCCGCUUCUUGCAGCCCCGUAACAACUUAGUAGUGACAUGCUGAUCUUGCUACGGAUGCUCAACCGGUGUGAUUUCAUUGAGAUCUUCAUGUUCGUCAUUCAUGUUGGAGAUGCAGGCAUGCCCGCCAUUAGUCCUUCGAUUGUCAUUGCAGAGCCACCUGUAGCGUGUCGUAAAUAAUGUGUUUGUGUUCGUCCUUGUGAGUACGGUUGACCGCACAAUAGUCCCUCGGACACGGAUAGUUGCUUGAGGAGUUGAGCGUUGAGUUGAGCAUGGCAAGUUCCGUUGUAUGACCGCCACACUGGGCAUGCACAUAUCCAUGUCGUCUUGCGCCGUAUUUCAUAAUACAGAUGUAUACAACGUCACAUGUACGUAUAUGUACAUGUACUGCAUGACUGUACUAUCACGCACAUGUGCUGUGCACGCCGGUGUAGUGGAGACGGCUGUUGCACAUCCCCCGUACGCUAUAUUCCUCCUACUACUACUACUACAUGUACUAGCUACAGUGGCUGUGCUGCUUUGACAUGGCCGUUGCACGUUCUAUCACCACUCACAUGCAUUAGCUCUGGCAUUAUUUAUUUCACCACCUACACGUCUUCUGUAGAAGCAGGACAGCAACACCAACAGUCCCAUUAACAGCAGCAGCAGCAGCAGCAACAACGACACCAGCAGCAGCAGCAGCAGCAGCAGCAAUAGCAGCACCAACAGCAGAUCCAUUCAUGUAGCAGCAGAUCAUCUUCACCACCACCACCACCGCCGCCGCCGCCACCACCACCAACAGCAGCAACUGUGGUAAACGUGCACGCCAUGAACGAGUGUACUCUGCCAGAACUACUGCCACAACGCUAUCAUGAUGAUGUCAUGGUGAUGUCAUAGUGACGUCAUGCUCACCGGAACACAAUCUACAAUACUACUGUGCAUGUUACUUCCACUGGCGCACUGGUUUGGUCAGCUACAUCUCUUCUUCGUCCUCCUCCUCCCCGGCCUCUUGUUUUCGUUAGUUUUCAGCCGCAGAGUGUUUUGUAUGAUUACACACAGUAACAGGACGAGCAGUUCGUAACUUUGAGUGUCACAGUAGAAGGAUAUUUAGAGGAAUAGGAGUUGUUUUAAAACGUUAUCAAGUUGUGUAGCCUUUUAUGAGCGAUCUUACACUUGUAUACUAGUACCAUGUGGCUGAUCACUGAGGCAUUCUUGAGAACCCGGCACACUGCACAAAGCAGCAGCAGCAUCACAUGACUUAUAGAGCGUUGAGUUCCAUGUAUGGACAACUUAUGUUUGUUCGAGAAUACUUUCACUCAUGGACUCUGGUACUAAAUCAUUCCACUGAUAAAAGAAUAGGCAGCGCGGAGAUAAGAUCUAUAUUCUACCAAUCAGAAGAGCUAGUGGGGCGGACAUUGUACGUACCUUCAGUAACACCAUUAUUAAUUUUGCUACUACAGGUGCAAUGUCACUAGUUCUUCUGAAGGCACA
This is a messenger RNA of Sycon ciliatum, 6570 nucleotides long. RefSeq lists its product as uncharacterized. Bases 1229 to 4918 code for a protein of 1229 amino acids. Gene Ontology annotation, molecular function: protein serine/threonine kinase activity; ATP binding. Lineage: Eukaryota; Metazoa; Porifera; Calcarea; Leucosolenida; Sycettidae. Gene Ontology annotation, cellular component: cytoplasm. Gene Ontology annotation, biological process: protein phosphorylation; intracellular signal transduction. The transcript has 19 exons. The record is from RefSeq and is a predicted model, not a curated record.